Pongo pygmaeus (Bornean orangutan) is the source of this 2597-nucleotide messenger RNA. It is a transcript of the gene SRR, whose product is annotated as serine racemase. Gene Ontology annotation, molecular function: pyridoxal phosphate binding; L-serine ammonia-lyase activity; threonine racemase activity. Bases 178 to 1200 code for a protein of 340 amino acids. Gene Ontology annotation, biological process: D-serine biosynthetic process. The transcript is spliced from 8 exons. Gene Ontology annotation, cellular component: cytoplasm. The record is from RefSeq and is a predicted model, not a curated record. NCBI's taxonomy places the organism in Eukaryota, Metazoa, Chordata, Mammalia, Primates, Hominidae.
GGGCCAGAGUCCUUACCCAGAAUUUUUUAAACUGAAACUGAGAAAGAAAAUUCCCCCCAGUGUGGAAGCCAUAAAAUGUAAAACAUACGAGCUGUCAGCAGCCACGUGUCAGUUCCAUAUGGAACCAACUCGCCUGCAGUGAAAAAGAAGCCGACAUGCAGAAAGCAGCAGAGAACCAUGUGUGCUCAGUAUUGCAUCUCCUUUGCUGAUGUUGAAAAAGCUCAUAUCAACAUUCGAGAUUCUAUCCAUCUCACACCAGUGCUAACAAGCUCCAUUUUGAAUCAACUAACAGGGCGCAAUCUUUUCUUCAAAUGUGAACUGUUCCAGAAAACAGGAUCUUUUAAGAUUCGUGGUGCUCUCAAUGCCGUCAGAAGCUUGGUUCCUGACGCUUUAGAAAGGAAGCCGAAAGCUGUUGUUACUCACAGCAGUGGAAACCACGGACAGGCUCUCACCUAUGCUGCCAAAUUGGAAGGAAUUCCUGCUUAUAUUGUGGUGCCCCAGACAGCUCCAGACUGUAAAAAACUUGCAAUACAAGCCUACGGAGCGUCAAUUGUAUACUGUGAACCUAGUGAUGAGUCCAGAGAAAAUGUUGCAAAAAGAGUUACAGAAGAAACAGAAGGCAUCAUGGUACAUCCCAACCAGGAGCCUGCAGUGAUAGCUGGACAAGGGACAAUUGCCCUGGAAGUGCUGAACCAGGUUCCUUUGGUAGAUGCACUGGUGGUACCUGUAGGUGGAGGAGGAAUGGUUGCUGGAAUAGCAAUUACAAUUAAGGCUCUGAAACCUAGUGUGAAGGUAUAUGCUGCUGAACCCUCAAAUGCAGAUGACUGCUACCAGUCCAAGCUGAAAGGGAAACUGAUGCCCAAUCUUUAUCCUCCAGAAACCAUAGCAGAUGGUGUCAAAUCCAGCAUUGGCUUGAACACCUGGCCUAUUAUCAGGGACCUUGUGGAUGAUAUCUUCACUGUCACAGAGGAUGAAAUUAAGCAUGCAACCCAGCUGGUGUGGGAGAGGAUGAAACUACUCAUUGAACCUACAGCUGGUGUUGGAGUGGCUGCUGUGCUGUCUCAACAUUUUCAAACUGUUUCCCCAGAAGUAAAGAACAUUUGUAUUGUGCUCAGUGGUGGAAAUGUAGACUUAACCUCCUCCAUAACUUGGGUGAAGCAGGCUGAAAGGCCAGCUUCUUAUCAGUCUGUUUCUGUUUAAUUUACAGAAAAGGAAAUGGUGGGAUUCAGUGUCUUUAGAUACUGAAGACAUUUUGUUUCCUAGUCAUUGUCAACUCUUGGUUAUCAGAUUCUUAAUGGAGAGUGGCUAUGUCAUUGAGAUUUAAUAUUUUUUUUGGACUAAGUAGUGGAAAAACUUUUAUACUUAACUGAGACAUUUUGUCAAGGCUAAAAAAAAAGUCUUGCAAAAUGGGGCAGCGGACUGACAGGCUGACAUAGAAAAUAAACUUUGCCCAAUCACAACUUGUGCCUCCCAUCCCUGGAGUACUGACUGGCACUCCAGGUGAGACAGAAUCUCUUUGAAUCCAUUACUCCAUGCCCCCUUGAGGCACUGUUGAAGAAAUCUCACUUUUCAGCCAGGGUACUGGUUCUGGUACGUAUGGAUCAUAAGUCCAUUUGGGGAAGACUCGUUUAUACAGGUUCAUCAGUACUGUGUCUUGAGAUUUUAGCUUCCCAUUAAAGCUGCAUUUCAUGUGGCCAUGGGUACCUAGAAAGAAAUCAGAACAAGUCAGUCAAAUUAAAAGUAGAAAAUUUUAAAGCAAUGACUUCCAACCCAAUAGUCAUUUAGCAACACUGCAGAAGUGUAGACAUGGUCUCAAAUCCCAUGUUUCUUUACCUAAAGGCUCCUUGAUAUGUCCUCUUCGGCCCCACUUCGUUCUCAGUUCCACUGGUUUAAACCAUAGCACAUCCUCUUAGAAUCAAACACAUAAAAGACCAAGAUGAAACAUUUACCCACAAAAUGUAAACCCAACCUUUAUACCACAAAGGUAAUCAGAUCCCAUCCUCCUCCUUCGUACCCACCUCUGUUGAAGAACAUGUAACGUACUACUGCCAUCUUAGUAAACAUUUUCAAAGGAUGACCACUCAGAACAACUCUCUUGAUGACCAUUCUGUCUGGAUCUACUGACAUAAGAUGGCCUGUAGCAAUGAGGCUGUGCAUUCCUAAAGGACAAAAGCAAAGAAGCUACUUAGGAAUUUACAGGCCAAAGUCUUCAUUUAUUGCCCCAGUCCAUUUAAAGACCCAUGCAAAAGCGUGGUUUGUCAUCCCCCUGCCCUAGCCCAAUCUGAGGCUAAGAUUGGUAAACUGUAAGCCCACACUUAACCUUGUCAACAGGUUCUUGAAAACUUGUACUUUAAGAGAAACGAUGUAUAAGAAAACCAUACUUUUUCUCGUCAGUUGUUACAAGGAAAGGAUGUUGAACAAAAGGCAGUUAUUUCAGAACUGGCUAUACACUGUUUCACGUAAAAGUUGCAGUUUUCAUUGUUCUAUUAACAACGUUAAAUGAAGACUUAGUGUAUUUUGAAAACCAUCAUUACCUUCUCCAUACCAUUUGGCUCCCAAAUUUAAAUAAAGAAGAGAAAACAGUGUUCAUCUAUUAA